AUGAAAAUACUGGUAACAUUAUCCGCAGUGCUUGCACUUACGUUUGCUCUUCCACAAAGGAGAGUAUCGUUGAGGCCAGGAUUGAACGAGCAACAGACAAAUGAAGAAAACUACGAAUACAAAACAGAAUACGUACAAUCAGAGUAUAGACCGCUCAAGCCCAUUGAAGAUUUCAGAUCAAAAGACCAAGACUUAGAGACCUCCACGGUUAUUCCUAUCAUAAGUUUUGAUAAAGAACAGGAAAGCGAUGGAAGCUAUAAGACUUCAUACGAAACUGGUAACCACAUCUACGCCGAAGAACAGGGUUACUUUAAGGCAAUCGGAGAAGACAAAGAUGCGUUGGUACAACAAGGUUCAUAUUCUUACACAGCCCCUGACGGUCAAGUCAUCAACGUCGAAUACACCGCUGACGAACUUGGCUUCAGGGUGAAGGGUGAUCACAUCCCAACCCCACCACCAGUAUCACCUGAAAUUCAAAAAGGCCUUGAUCUCAUUUACGCAGGCAUUCAAGCAAAUAAGGAACGCGCUGAGAUAGAAGCCAGGAACAACCCUGAAGCAGCCAAGCAGCAAGAAGAGAAAGCAGCUCUUGACUACAAAGGUCUCUACUACGAGCAGUAG
Parnassius apollo (apollo) is the source of this 618-nucleotide messenger RNA. NCBI's taxonomy places the organism in Eukaryota, Metazoa, Arthropoda, Insecta, Lepidoptera, Papilionidae. The record is from the annotation of a GenBank genome assembly.